Molecule: messenger RNA, 8608 nt
Organism: Numida meleagris (helmeted guineafowl)
Lineage: Eukaryota; Metazoa; Chordata; Aves; Galliformes; Numididae
Gene: HELZ
Product: helicase with zinc finger
Exons: 31
Coding region: 321-6149 (1942 amino acids)
Biological process (GO): regulatory ncRNA-mediated post-transcriptional gene silencing
Cellular component (GO): P granule; cytosol
Molecular function (GO): metal ion binding; protein binding; helicase activity
Source: RefSeq, a predicted model, not a curated record
ACUUGUCUCAGUUCACUGGCAGAUGAUGAUGUCUGUCUUCUAUAUAGGUUUCUAUCACUGCUGCUUCAGUUUCUCCCCCACAGAAUGUUUACUUUAAAAUUGUUUAAGGAAUUCUGUUGGCAAGGUGCACCAUGGUGUUGGUGUGGUGGAGGCACCUAGGCUUUCUGAGGCACAAAUGAAACUAAAGCGCAUCAGGAGUGGUCGAGUGGGUUCCUGCUGACCUCCAGCUCCUUCUCAUCCAUCUGUGUCCAUCCCACGUGCUUCACCUGUCCCAGAGGCUGGCCCAUAUGUCCUAGGAGUAGGAUUUCUGUCCCUGAGUCAUGGCAGACAGAAGACCAGAGAAGUCAUGUGAACAAGCAUGUGAAUCCCUUAAGCGGCAGGAUUAUGAAGUGGCAGUGAAGCAUUGCACAGAGGCACUCCUUUCCCUCAGCCAGUACCCCCCAGCUCACCUCCCGGAGGCAUGCCAGGCAGAAAUCGACCGCAUCAAAAUCGAGACUCUGCUGUAUAGAAUUGCUUCCUUUUUACAACUUAAAAAGUAUGGGCAAGCAGAUGAAGACUGUAGGCAUGUGCUGGGAGAGGGGCUGGCCAAGGGAGAUGGAUCUUUCCGUGCAGUGCUCUGCUGCAUGCAUCUUAAAGGGAAGCUGCAAAUUGUGUCUAAUGUUCUUUCCAAAUCACUGAUGGGUGAAUCACUGAACGGGAUGGUAACUAAAGAUCUGACACGACUGAAAACACUUCUUGCUGAAACAGAGGCAGCUGAUAAAGUUCCAUCAGGCUAUCAUGUAGAAGAUUUAGAAGAAGGGUCCCGGGAUGGCUGGCAGUUCCGCCCUCCACCCAGGGGAGUCACGAGCAGUGAAGAGUAUACACUAUGUAAAAGAUUUUUAGAGCAAGGGAUCUGCAGGUACGGUGCACAGUGUACUUCAGCACAUUCCCAGGAAGAGCUAACAGAAUGGCAAAAACGAUAUGCUUCCCGCUUGAUCAGAUUAAAACAGCAGAAGGAAAACAAACAAUGUUCGGGCAGUUAUAUGGAAACCUUGAUUGAGAAAUGGAUGAAUUCGUUAUCUCCUGAGAAAGUGCUUAGUGAAAGUAUAGAAGGAGUGAGAGUAGAACAUAACCCUGAGCUAUCAGUAACUGUCACCACCAAAAAGUCUCAUCAAACUUGGACGUUUGCUCUCACUUGUAAGCCUGCAAGAAUGCUGUAUCGAGUGGCAUUGCUUUAUGAUGCCCAUCGUCCACAUUUCAGUAUCAUUGCAAUAUCUGCUGGAGACAGCACUACCCAGGUAUCGCAAGAAGUUCCAGAAAACUGUCAGGAAUGGAUAGGAGGGAAGAUGGUCCAGAAUGGAAUAGAUCACUAUAUAUACAAAGUCAGUAUAGCCUUUAACACGGAAAUCUUUGGAACUUUUCGCCAAACCGUUGUGUUUGAUUUCGGAUUAGAACCAGUCCUCAUGCAACGAGUAAUGAUUGAUGCUGCUUCAACUGAAGAUCUUGAAUACCUGAUGCAUGCACGGCAACAGCUACUAACCACAGCUAAGCGUUGGGAUUCUACUUCUAAGACUAUUGUAGAAUUUGAACCUAAUGAAACUACUGAAUUGGAGAAGAGCCUUCUUACCAGAUACCAAAUCCCUCUAUCUGCUGACCAGUUAUUUACACAAUCUGUCCUGGACAAAUCAUUGACCAAGACCAACUAUCAGUCACGGUUGCAUGACCUCCUUUAUAUUGAGGAAAUAGCACAGUAUAAGGAAGUUAGCAAGUUCAACAUAAAAGUGCAAUUGCAGAUUGUAGCAAGCUUCAUGCUCACUGGGGUUUCUGGAGGUGCAAAGUAUGCCCAAAAUGGACAACUUUUUGGACGCUUUAAGCUCACUGAGACGCUUUCAGAAGACACUUUGGCUGGACGGCUGGUGAUGACCAAAGUCAAUGCUGUUUAUUUAUUGCCUGUCACUAAAGAGAAGUCAGCGCAGACCCAAGGAACCAAAGAGAAGGUUUAUGAAGCAGCUAUUGAAGAGAAAACAAAGGAUUACAUCUUCUUGAGGGUAUCCAGGGAAUGCUGUGAAGAGCUUAAUCUUCGGGCAGAUUGUGAGAUGCAGGUUGAACUUCAGUUUCAGUUAAAUCGCCUACCCCUCUGUGAAAUGCAUUAUGCCUUGGACAGGAUUAAGGACAACAGUAUUUUGUUUCCAGAUGUCAGCAUGACUCCCACCAUACCCUGGAGUCCCAACAGACAAUGGGAUGAGCAGUUGGACCCUCGGCUAAAUGCUAAGCAGAAAGAGGCUGUUCUGGCUAUCACUACCCCACUUUCAAUACAACUGCCUCCUGUUCUUAUCAUCGGUCCCUAUGGGACAGGAAAAACGUUCACGCUGGCUCAGGCAGUCAAGCACAUACUCCAACAACAGGAUACUAGCAGGAUUCUCAUUUGCACCCAUUCUAAUAGUGCUGCUGAUCUCUACAUAAAGGAUUAUUUACAUCCAUAUGUAGAAGCAGGCAAUCCCCAGGCAAGACCUCUCAGGGUAUAUUUCAGAAAUCGCUGGGUAAAGACUGUCCACCCAGUUGUGCAUCAGUACUGUUUGAUUUCAAGCACACAUUCCACCUUUCAGAUGCCACAGAAAGAAGAUAUUCUUAAGCAACGAGUAGUAGUUGUUACUUUAAAUACAUCACAGUAUCUGUGUCAACUGGAUCUUGAACCAGGUUUUUUUACACACAUUCUGUUAGAUGAAGCUGCGCAGGCUAUGGAGUGUGAAACUAUUAUGCCUCUAGCAUUAGCUAAUAAAAACACAAGAAUUGUUUUGGCUGGAGACCAUAUGCAGCUCAGUCCUUUUGUCUACAGUGAAUUUGCCAGGGAAAGAAACCUUCAUGUUUCAUUGCUUGAUCGGCUCUAUGAGCACUACCCUGCAGAAUUUCCAUGCAGGAUCUUGCUGUGUGAGAACUAUCGCUCCCAUGAAGCUAUCAUCAAUUACACAUCUGAACUUUUCUAUGAAGGCAAACUGAUGGCAAGUGGAAAGCAGCCAGCACACAAAGAUUUCUACCCUUUAACUUUCUUCACAGCACGUGGAGAAGAUGUGCAGGAAAAAAAUAGUACAGCUUUUUACAAUAAUGCAGAGGUGUUUGAAGUAGUAGAGCGUGUUGAGGAGUUGAGAAGAAAAUGGCCCGUUGCCUGGGGCAAGUUGGAUGAUGGCAGUAUAGGUGUCGUAACACCUUACGCUGAUCAAGUGUUCAGAAUUCGGGCUGAACUUCGGAAAAAAAGACUGUCUGAUGUCAGUGUAGAGAGAGUGCUAAACGUUCAGGGAAAACAGUUUAGAGUGUUGUUUCUCAGCACAGUACGAACACGGCAUACAUGCAAACAUAAGCAAACGCCAAUUAAAAGGAAAGAGCAGUUACUCGAGGAUUCAACGGAAGACUUGGAUUAUGGUUUUCUGUCUAAUUACAAACUUCUCAAUACUGCCAUUACAAGAGCACAAUCCUUGGUAGCUGUGGUGGGAGAUCCCAUUGCUUUAUGUUCCAUUGGAAGAUGCAGGAAAUUUUGGGAAAGGUUUAUUGCCCUAUGUCAUGAGAAUGAAAGUCUCCACGGUAUCACAUUUGAACAGAUCAAAGCUCAGCUGGAAGCUUUGGAGUUAAAGAAAACUUACGUGUUGAACCCACUGGCUCCGGAGUUCAUUCCCCGAGCUCUUCGGCAUCAGCAUUCAGCCAGUACCACCAAGCAGCAGCAGUCACCACCAAAGGGCAAGGUCCAUCAUCAUAACCAGAAUGACCAUUUCCCACCUGAUGGAAUUGUUCAGCCCAAUCCUUCUGUUCUAAUAGGAAAUCCUAUCCGAGCAUAUACUCCUCCCCCUCCUCCUCUGGGACCUCACCCCAACCUGGGGAAAUCUCCAAGUCCUGUUCAAAGGAUAGAUCCACACACUGGGACAAGUAUUCUAUACGUACCUGCUGUCUAUGGAGGAAACAUGGUCAUGUCUGUGCCUUUGCCUGUACCAUGGACGGGGUAUCAGGGUAGGUUUGCAGUUGACCCUCGAAUCAUUACUCAUCAAGCAGCUAUGGCAUAUAAUAUGAACCUGUUACAGGCACAUGGGCGUGGGUCUCCUAUACCUUAUGGCUUGGGACAUCAUUCACCAGUUAGUAUAGGACAGCAGCAGCAGCUUCAGCAUCCAGACAAGGAGCAGCAUGAACAAAGUCGAAAUGGUAAAAGUGAAAGCACUGCUGGACCUGAAAUCAAUAAAAUUCGAACUCCUGAGAAGAAACCCAUAGAAUCUAAGCAGGUUGACUUAGAUGCAAAUUCUCAGAAUAGAAGCCCGGAAUCACGUUCCAAUGUUGCUUACCCUAAUGCUAAAUUUCAUCGUAAAGAUAAUCUUAACCCCAGGCAGCUGAAUCUCCAUCUCACCCCGCCCCACUCGCAGUAUGCAGUUCCCAAUCGCCACUUCCAGCACCUGUCCCAGAUACCAAGGCAGCCAUUUCCUCUGCAGCAGCAGCAAAACCUUUUAAGUCAACAACAAAAUCAUUUGCCUGAACAACAAAACCAAAUUCCACCACAGCAAAGCCAGGUAGUUCAGCAGCAUAAUCAUUUGAACCAACAGCCUCCACAACCUUCGCAGCUUUCCCCUGCUUACCAGGCAGGCCCCAGCCAAUCUUUUUUUAAUAACCCAAUUCCCCACCGACCACAUUCUCCUGCUGUAGAUGCUGUGAUUUCAGAACAACACCCCCCACCUAUGUUACAAGAAGUCAGUAAUCCUUUGAGGCCUAUUGCACAGCACAACCCUGUUCUGCCAACCCACUUGAACAACUUCAUUGAAGAGAAUCCAUCAGGAAUGCCCCUAGGGGACACUUUAGAUCGUAUGCAUGGAAAUGUAGCUUUGGAAACAAUAAGGCAGCAGCAACAAGCCAGGUUACAGCAAUGGAAUGAACAUAAUGCCUAUCUCAGUCAAGGCACAAUUCCAUAUCAACACCAUCACCAUCCUCAUCUACCACAUCUUCCUCAGCAACCAAUUGGAUUGCAUCAACAGCAGCAAGUUAGGGCAAACUGGAAACUUGCCAGUAAUACAGAAGAUGAAACAGAGGCAACAUAUUCAAGAUUCCAGGAUUUGCUCAGAGAACUGUCACACCGUGAUCAAAGUGAAAGUCGGGACUUAGCUGAAAUGCCACCCCCUCAGUCAAGACUGUUGCAAUAUAGACAAGUUCAGCCCAGAAGCCCACCAGCACUCCCUUCUCCUUCCUGCAACUCUAAUCACAGUGGUCACUUUCCUAACUUCACUGAAAACAACAGAGACAUUGAAAUCCCCAGUAACCCUGCAUUUCAGCAGCAUUUACCCCAAAUAUACAAUCCCCCUUUCUCAAUGCCAUCUGAACAUAUAACCCCAUCUCCCUUGAAAUACCUGCAACCUGAUGGAUCGUGGACUUAUGCUAACCUACAGCAGAAUCACCUAAUGGGGCAGGGCUUUCAUUAUGGUAUACCUCCAUUGCCCCAUAGGUCACAACAAAACCCUUUUAUACAAAUACAGAAUCAUCAGCAUGCAGUCGGUCAGGAGCCAUUUCAUCCACUCACAUCUCGAGCAGUAUCUGCUUCUUCGCUCCACAGCUUAGAAGAGUAUGAACCAAGAGGACCAGGCAGGCCGUUGUACCAAAGAAGAAUUUCCUCUAGUUCAGUCCAGGCUUGUUCUGAAGAAUUAAGCACUCCUCAAGACAGUCUUGGUCAGUGUAAAGAGCUUCAGGACCACAGUAAUCAGUCAUCCUUCAACUAUUCAUCACCUGAGUUGUGGGUAAACUCCUCCUCAUCUGCCCCAUACCCAAACAUUCCAUGCAAUGGAGCCAACAGAGCAGUUCCACACCGGGAGUUGUUAGCUCCGCUGAAAACAGUCAAGCCCCCAGAGGAGCACCUGAAGGCUGAAAACAUACAGCUCUCCAAUUCCUUCAACUACAACGUGCUGCAGCAUCUCGGCCAGUUCCCACCUCUCAUGCCCAACAAGCAGAUCAUGGAAUCUAACAGCACCAGCCAGCAGAAUGCUGGUGGGAGCAAGCCUGUCAUGUCCUACGCAAGUGCUCUGCGGGCUCCGCCGAAGCCCAAACCUCCUCCUGAGCAGACAAAAAAGAAUAGUGACCCUUUGUCUUUGUUUCAGGAACUUAGCCUAGGUAGUUCAUCAGGUAGCAAUGGCUUUUACUCCUAUUUUAAAUAAUCAGAUUAUUUUUUUUAGAGAGAACUUAAUUUUUAUUUGUGUCAGUAGAUCUAAGAUAGUUGGGGCUUCACCUGUAGUUGCAAAUAUUCCCUUUGUUUAUAUUAGUAAAUAUAUCCUCACCUAAUUGCUUUGCUGCUAGACUUGCAACUAAUUUUUUUUAAUUGUAUUCCAUUAUUUUGCAUUUUUUGAUGUGGGCCGUUUUUUUUUUUUUUUGGAAGCUUUUCUGUAGGAAAAACACACAUUAUUUUUUAAUUUGUGUAAUGUUAAUGAUGUGUUUGUUGCAUUAAACUAGCAGCUGAGAGCUUACCUGUAAAACUUUAAAAGGAAAAAAAAAAAGGAAAAAAGAAAAAGAGGAAAAAAAAAAAGAAAAAAAAAAGAAAAAGGAAAAAAAAAGUUUGUCUAAAUUGUAUUUAAAAAGAUUGUAAGUAGCAUUUACAUUUAUUCAAUAACAUUAGCAUACUAUGCUGGAUUUCUGUACCAGAAAUGGCCAGUUAAUGUAAAAAUGUAUGUUAUUUCUGCUUAAAUUCAUUUAAUUUUUUUUUUUUAAUAAAGAUGCAGCAUCUUCUAAAUACUUUCAGUUUUAUCAGCUUUUUUGUGAAGGGAUGCUGCAUUCUCAGACUUUUAUAGUUUUAGAUUCUGUAUGAUGUGGUAUUGUAUUUUCCAUUCACUGUAGGGUAAAGUAAAGGCAUUCUUUGCAGACACCUAUGCCAUUGUUUGGAAACAUUCAGAUAAAAAGUAUUGGUAUACUUAAAAACAAAAAUAAAACAACAACAACAACAACAAAAAAAAAAACAAAAACAACAAAAAAAAAAGAAACAAAACCAAAAACCCAAAAAAACAACAUUUUAUUUUUGGACAAGCUGUUAAUAUAAGCUUGUUUGAAAAGUUAAUUUGAUAGGUUUUUUAAAUGAAUCAUGAAGCUGAAAAUAAAUUUUUAGGUAUGUUGGUGCUUAGUAGAUUUAAUAACUAUUUUAAAAAACAAAUUGCGUGAAUUUAGUAAAAGACUUCUUUUGUUUGUUUGUUUCAUUUUUUUUUCCAUUAUGCAUGUGUAAAUGUUUGUAAUCUGGCUUUUUCCUCCCCCCUUCUCCAGUGGUAUAAAGAAUUGUGCCGCUUUAAUUUUCUUUUUUCCAGUAAAACUUUUGGUACAUUAUUUGAUGUUUACAUUAAAAUGUGACAUUAUACAAGGAAAUUCAGAUAUUUUGCUAACUGUUUUGUUUGAGGAACGUCAUUAAAGAAGAGAUUUAAUGUUUGUCGAAGCUGUAUCCAAAUUAAUCCAAAUCUUGUGGGACAAGAAUGGUGUCCAGGUUGUUUAUCUGAGUUCUGCAAAAUUGUGCACAAACCUGGCCCUUCAGGAGUACAAAAAAAACAAUAAAUUAAAAAAAAAAAUUAAAAUUGAAUAUUUAAAAAUUUAAGAGACAAGUGUGAAUGAAAACGCAGAAGAUAAUCUUUGUUGGUAAAGAUUUCUGGUCUUGCACACUGUUCAUACUUUUGGAAUGGGGUAUUCGCUUCGUUUCUCCAGAUGUGUAGUCCUUUUACACUUGAAGAAAUAACUUUAAAUCUGGGAAACGCCGAAUUUUUACUGAGCUGGGUUUAUUUGCGGUGUUCCUCCACUUACUACACGCAAGAAUUAAGCUUUUAGAGCUGCGUGGAGGUGAUGUCAGAUGUUACAGCUGUCCGCGUGACGCCAUGCGAACCAGCAGUGUCUGCUGCUUAUUUGUUUCGAUUUUUACUCUGGUCACAAUCAUUAUUUUCGCAUUUGACUUCACGUUUUAAAGCGAGGGUCUUUACAUAAUGGGGCUGAUUUAAACUCAGUACACUGCGGAGGUUUGCAUAUGAUUUUUAAUUAUAAAUCUUUGCUGGUUUAUGAUUCAGAAAUUUAUCUGAAAAAAAAAUCUUUUUUCUUUUCUUUUUUUUUUUUUUUUGCUGUAAAGAAUAGCACGCGUAACUCGUUAAUUUAUUUCCUAACGUCUAUACCAAACAAAAGAUGCUGGGGGAGGGGAAAGCCCCUGCCAAGAUGAGCUGAGCCCUUCAGCACAUGGCAUCAAAUCAAGAGGACUCAGAAUGAGUAGAGGCCAAAUUCUGCAACCUUGGGUUUUGUGCUGAUCUGAAAGCUGCAGAAGUAGGUCCACGGGAAAUUCAUUUGCAAGGGCCGGGCAUGUGCUCUGUACACGUUAGCCUCAGUCGUUUUAUUUCAGCGGAGCUGAGCCGGUUCUCUGAGCGCCUGGCACUCCUCUGAGAGAAGAAAAAUCUGUGUGCCUGAAUGUUAUAGUCUGGGAGGAGCUCUGGGUGAGAUGUGCAAGACUAUGACAAGAGACUAGGUAGGGUUCAAAUGCACUUCACUUCGCCGAGUUGGCAUUGUAAUUUCAGGGGUUUCAAAAUCACUCAUUUAUAUGGAGCAGUCUUUUGAUUCUGUUCACCAUAUUUGAAUAUUAAACUAAUAAACAUCACUUGAUAAUUUA